Messenger RNA from Xenia sp. Carnegie-2017, 1499 nucleotides. RefSeq lists its product as uncharacterized. The transcript is spliced from 5 exons. The record is from RefSeq and is a predicted model, not a curated record. The coding region runs from base 111 to 1223 and encodes 370 amino acids. NCBI's taxonomy places the organism in Eukaryota, Metazoa, Cnidaria, Anthozoa, Malacalcyonacea, Xeniidae.
AGACCCGGAAAUAAUUUUGAAAUAAGGAAAAUUAGCUGGUUUAUUUAAGAAAUACGUGAAGAUUUUUCACCAGCUUAGUUACUUCAGUAUUGUUUAAGACAGAAUACAAGAUGGAAAAGUUUGGCUUCCUUUCAUUUGUUUUGUUCUGUUGGAUUUCAUCUUGUCAAGGAGUAAUUCUAUCACCUCCUCCUGGCACAAGUUUCACAUUUUUACCUGGAGGAACAGAAAAUAUAACAUGGACAUUUGAUGAUGAUUUAAACGAUUUGGCCAGUAGAAAUUGGCUUUUUACUGGUAGUAGUGAUGGUUCACAAUCAACACUGUUGGCCAUUGUCACUCUGGAUUUGUCAUUGAUAAAUCUUAAUGAACCAAUUCUUCCAAAUUAUGACGUCUCCAAACCUUCAACGCUGCAAUUAAGAAAUAUCACUCAUAGUUAUGAUGGAACAUAUGAGUUUCGAUUAGCAAGAAAGGACAGUCUGUUAUCUCCUUUUAUAUCCAAAGUCAGAGUUUUCGUUGCAAUUAAACCAAACGCGUUAAUUAAUUGUUCAACUCCUCUGGUUGUGAGUAAAGGUGAUAAUGUGUCAUGUGUAUGUAGAGGUGAAGGAGGUAUCCCUCCUGCUAAUGUCACAUGGUUUGAUAAAGAUAACAACAUAAUUGGUGAUGUUGGAGUUGUAAGUAAGACAUUAGUAAUCACUAAUGUUACAUUGAAUGGUGGUGGAAAUUACACAUGUAAAGCACAAAGUUGUAAUGAUCCACGUUUUAAAGAUGAAAAAUCUAUUGAAGUAACAGUGAAAGCUACUUACAACGUUCUUUGUGAUGACCAAAAAGAGAGAAUAAAACAGUGCAAAACAGAAUGGUACAUUAUUUUAAUAACUUUAACAUCUGGAAUUAUCGUUGGAAUUUUGGUUUCUAUUUUAAUUGUUUUUCAAUAUCGUCGGCAUUGGUUUAGUAAAAAUUGUCAACAAUUUCAAUCUCCAUCUGAAGUUAGGAAAAAUUCUGUUGAUACAACUUAUCAAGAAUUGGAUUUAUCAAAAAUUAAUAAUAAAGAAGAUAAUUAUCAAUCAUUGAGACCAAAGGAUGACACAGUUGAUAAAACUUAUCAAGAACUGGACAUAUCGAAAAUGAAUAUAGAAGAUAAUAAUUAUGAAUCUUUGCAAAAAAAUAAUGAAUCGGAGUACGUGAUAGCCGACGAAAAAAGAAAUUAUGAGAACAGUAAUUUGUUUUGAAGAAAAUCAUAAAUUUAUUUUAAACAUGUGUUUAUAAACAUUUUCCAUGUUGUAAAGUCACAAUGGUGCUUUUACGAACAUUUACAUUUUCUGAUAAGAUUUGAAUUUUGCAUCUUUUCCUCCCUUUGGAGCUACCAAUACUUUAUGAUUUCCAGAAGGAAGCCAUUUUUGGAUAGGAAAAUACACUGGUCAUUCUGACUCAUUCAUUGGUUGUUUAUGAUAACAGUGUAUGGUAAUACUGUUUUUAAAUAAAUAUUUUCUAUUUAUCUUACUAUA